AUGAUUGGCCUUGAUGAAAAGCAUCGAUGGUGUUGCAACUUGCAAUGGACAAGCCAAAUUCCGAAUGAUACACAAGUCGGAAUUCUCCUGGUUACUCUAGAUGCAUCCAUCCACAUUAAUGGGUUUUGGAACUACGAUUCUGGUGUGUGCAUACCGGAAGCGAUCACAAUUUUCCAAAAACGUUUAAAUCCGAGACAAUUGGGUCUCCUUCUUUUCCGCUCAACAUUUGCGAAGAGAUGGGAUUACAAUUUACAGUACAUUCAGUACAUGCAUACAACAUCCGUCUCAGUACAAUCCGAACCGAUCUCAUUGGAUAGUAUCAAUCCGGGGAUUUCGGAGCACGUUGAGUUUGAUACUAAACCAUCCCUCCUUGAUCCAUUAUGCAAGAAUACCUCCUACCUAUCGAAAACUGGAAGAUGA
Molecule: messenger RNA, 420 nt
Organism: Botrytis porri
Lineage: Eukaryota; Fungi; Ascomycota; Leotiomycetes; Helotiales; Sclerotiniaceae
Exons: 3
Coding region: 1-420 (139 amino acids)
Source: RefSeq, a predicted model, not a curated record